Rhinocladiella mackenziei CBS 650.93 is the source of this 2142-nucleotide messenger RNA. RefSeq lists its product as uncharacterized. The record is from RefSeq and is a predicted model, not a curated record. Bases 1 to 2142 code for a protein of 713 amino acids. Lineage: Eukaryota; Fungi; Ascomycota; Eurotiomycetes; Chaetothyriales; Herpotrichiellaceae. Gene Ontology annotation, cellular component: cytosol. Gene Ontology annotation, biological process: triglyceride catabolic process. Gene Ontology annotation, molecular function: sterol ester esterase activity; triacylglycerol lipase activity. The transcript has 3 exons.
AUGAUAGACCAUGUUCUGGGCCGGCCAUCCUCGCAAUUCCGCAAAGUCCAGGUCUUUGCUGUCGUCUCCUUCUGGUCGCUCUAUCUCCUAACAGGCGAUAAACAUGGACCUCCUAUUCUCCGACUAGUCUCCCAGCGACUCUCAAAACGCAUCACUCUUUGGCAAUCGGUCGUCUUGACUCUUCUCUAUCUGUACAUAUGUCGAAAUUUUGCCAAAUUAGUCGGCCUCGAGUCUCCUGAACCAUUAGCCAAUUUGUAUAGCAGAUCAUAUUUCCGAGCAACAUGGGUCACCACGGCGUUGGAUGCGGGUUUCUGGAGUGCUAUGAGAAUACGCAAUAAGACCAUGAGAGAUUUGGCGUCGAUGAUUUUCACUGUAUAUUACCUUAUCGCAGCGGAACAGGCAGACGAGAAAGUCAGAAAAGUCCGAGCGGUGUUGACGGUCGACCACUUGAGAGUGGCAUGGAACAAGUCCAACACACCUUAUCUAAAAUGGAUCAACGCGUUAAUGCGACCUCGAUUCACCAAAUACAAACCUCGACGGAUUCGAAUCCCACGGCCGAAACAGUCCAAUUACAAGGAACCUGUGGUGGCUUGGAUGUACUUUGAUGGUUCCCUUGCCGAGUUGGAAAAGCAGGAGAACCUUGUGCUGGACAUUCCCGGGGGAGGAUUUGUCGCAAUGGACCCAAGGACCAGCGACGACAAACUGCUGGCCUGGGCCGGAAGAACCGGGCUUCCCAUCCUGAGCCUGGAUUACAAAAAGGCCCCAGAGUAUCCAUACCCCUACGCACUCAAUGAGUGCUUCGAUGUGUAUGCGCAAAUCGUGGCGACUCGAGGCCGAUGCGUUGGAAUGAAACCUCACGCAUGUCCCAGAAUUGUUCUCACCGGCGAUAGCGCCGGCGGGAAUCUUGCCGUCGGCACCACGUUGAUGGUGAUCCAAUCGAAUCUGGCCGGAACCUCUCGAGGCAUCCUCCCUUCCCCAGCGGGCCUGGUCCUACUCUAUCCAUCACUGGAUAUGAACAUUAGUAGCUGGAUGACCGAUGAUCAAAUGGCAUUGAUUCGCAAUCCCCGAACUGCCAAAAAGUACGAGAGGUUCAUAAAGAGGAAGAGUGAAGACAUCGAUCGUCGGUACACUCCCACAACCCCAAAGCCUGUUUCCGAUGACGAGGAGGACGACCCGAACCACGAUUUCUUCGCGCCCAGGGAAGAGGAAGGCAAAGAACCGUCGGCGGUGGCAGCAGCAGUCACUCGACAUGACACCGAUGUGGAGGCGCAGCAGCAAGUCGUCGCCCUCUCGAAACCUCAAGCACUCAGGACAAGACUUGCGGUCUCCUCAAUCAUCUCAUACUUUGGCGAUCGCAUUCUCACUCCCGAAAUGAUGCGGGCAAUGAUCAUACUCUACGUCGGCCCCUACCAUCGGCCUGACUUCACCACCGACCAUCUCCUCUGUCCCGCCGUGGCCCCCGAGAAUCUCCUCGCCAAGUUUCCCAAGACGUACUUCUUGACCGGCGAGCGCGACCCUCUUGUCGACGACACCGUCAUUUUCGCAGGUCGCCUCCGCCAGGCCAAACUCCACUUAUUCCGCGAACGGCAGGAAGUCGGUCUGGAGAAAUCCAGCGAGGAAUUCAACGAGAAGGAUCAUGUCGAAGUGACGCUGAUCCCCGGCAUAUCACACGGAUUUGUAUCGUUUGUCUCUGUCUUUCCAGAAGGCUGGAAGCAUAUUUUCCGCUGCGGCAAGUGGAUACAAGAGAUCUUCGAUAGACCACCGCAUCAAUUCGAGGGCCCGAUGAUUGAAUCGCGGUUGCGGAGCGGCACACUCACGCACGCCAGCAAUAGUAGUAACUUGGAGCUGCCCUCGACGCAGAUGCGCCAUCACCGUCGCACGCCGACGGGAGAGAGUCUUGAUGACGAUGCUCCGCUGGUCAUGUCCUCGCUGAAAGAAAAGGAAAAAGACAGAAAGAAAGAAAAUGAUGUCGUCAAGUCAAGUGCGAAUCGGACUAGUAAUCACCAUCGUCGGGAAGAGAAGCAGAAACCUGACGGCCCCGCAAGGAGGAAGAGCCUCGUUUCCCUGGGUAGUGAAGAGGAUCUGCUCAAGCGGCGCAUGAAAGGGUUGACGGUGGGAUUAAUGGGGUCGAAUGAUUCAUGA